UUUCUUUUCUUCAAAUAUGGAUGAGAGUAUGAAACAGUUCCAAAAAAAAUUAACAGAACUGGAAGUGGAAGCUGAGCACCAUCUUUUAGCCCGACAACAACUGGUUGAGAAUGAUAGAUUGAGAAAUGGGAAUAGAGAAGCAAUUAUUGCAUUAAGGAAAAGGGCUCGGACAACAAUGAGCAGUGUUCCAUCUCCUUUCGAGUCAAUGAUGAGGGGAGUUGCUGGGAGCUCAAGACCUUUGGUUCAGGAGGUUUGCAACACCUGUGGCAACCAUAACACUUCUGAGCCGACAUGGAUAAUGUUUCCAGGAACACAUCUGUUUGCCAGAAUACCAUUUCAUGCAGCUCAUACUAUAUUGGAAACAGAUCAAGCGAAGCUUGACUUUGAGUCAAAGAAACUACAGAGCAUUAUGAAGGAAAAAGCUUACCUUCUAUCAGAGUCAGGUGUUCUUGCAGACAAGAUAAGCCCUGGAGUGCUCAAAACGCUUAUAACCUUAAAUGACAAGAGAAAGUAA
Messenger RNA from Vigna unguiculata (cowpea), 514 nucleotides. RefSeq lists its product as uncharacterized. The record is from RefSeq and is a predicted model, not a curated record. Lineage: Eukaryota; Viridiplantae; Streptophyta; Magnoliopsida; Fabales; Fabaceae.